AUGGAAAACUUGCCAGUGUGAUGGAUAACAUCUUUUUUUCCAUAUUUCGGAAAUGAAAGACUUGGUUAUCUGAAAGUGCGACUCGUCUGGAUUGUCAAACAGGUUUUCCAUUCUUAUCGGGAAAUAUAUCAUUCAUUACUAACAGUCUAAAGCACCUAGCUAUGGGAUGACUUCAUCUGGAAGCGAGUUCCAGUUCUCGUGUGACUUGAUUGUUGAAUAUUUGGUGGAGCAUUGCCAUCGUAUGCGAGCUUGGAAGAAUUACACUCACAAACGAAAAACGUACCAAACAAUCUGAGCGGAAAAUUGUUAGAACUGAGACAUGUAGUCUGAUUACUGGCCAUAUAUCUGGAACCGGCUUUCAUUAUCAAAGGAAGAAAAAGAAAGGAAAAAAAGAGGAAAAAACGACAAAUAGACUCAGAAAACAUUUGAAAGAAGUGGAGGCACCACCGAUAUUCUCAGCGCCAAUCAUUUCUGGACAGAAUCGCUAAUGUGUCAAGGGAAAAAAUCCAGACUUGAGUGUUUUUACUUUUGAAUCCAAAAUCAAGAACUGUUUUUAUUUAGAAAAACGUUCGUGCCAACAUCUAUCACGACAAGUCUUGUAGUUAGGUGUCAUAUUAGAGCAACUGACACAUCAAUGUUGCCAGAUAUGUACUGGUAGUGUUUGUUUAUGAAGUUAGCUCACGUAGGAGUAUAUAGCAUUGCUAAAGAGAUUGUCACUGAUCACUAAAGACUGUUCUGCACAGAACGCCUAGUGGAGUACUAGCCGAAAAGAAUUUGAAAUUCAAAAACAUCUUUCGUAAGAAGAGAUAUUGAGACACUUAUGGUGGAAUGAUAUUACGUGUCCUUCUAUCAAGUGAAGCUCUGAGAAUUUAAAGACCUUUUUAGUGGAAUCCACUUGCGAGAAAAGCCUAGGACUUAUUUACCGACUUAUAAACAAAGGAUUCAGUAGCGAGACGAAUGCAAAGCUGAGAAAGAUAAGAAGAAAACGCUAAGAUUUUUUAACCAAUCACGUUCAUAGGAAUUCUAGCAUGAGAAUUUAUCUUCAGGAAUCCAUAUCCGCAAGAAUAAUAACUUAUUGAAUGUGAUUUACCGGAAGCAAAAGAUCGGUGUGACGAAUGCAAAACUGAGAAAGAUACGAAGAAAACGCCAACGUCUCUCAAUCAAUGUUCUUAGAAAUUCUAGCAUGAGAAUUUAAACCUUUUUAGGAAGCCAUAUUCGCAAGAUACUGAAGGACGUAUUCAGCAACUUGAUUAGUGAGACGAAUGCAAAGGAGGAACUGAAAGGACAGAAAGAAAACUCGAAGGCUUUUCAAACAAUGAUGUUCAUAGAAAUACCCCCAUCAAGUACUGGUAUCAUUAUACUGCAAGUGACCAUUCUUCUCAUCAUUGAUGUUGCUGCCUUCGUUGGCAACUCCCUCGUAUGCCUCGCAUCGUACCGAAACCAUCGUCUCCGAACAGCCACGAAUAUCUACGUAAUCUCUCUCGCUAUCACAGACAUCUUAGCAGCUGCCAUCACCGCUCCGUUGUCCCUCGGGGCUAUCAUCAGUCGCAAAUGGAUGUUUGAAGAAGUCGGUUGUCAGAUCCAGGGUUUCUUCACCCACUUCCUAAUCUACACUUCAAUGUAUACACUUUCUCUUACGGCCGUUAACAGGUACUUCAGAAUAGUGAAACCUCAGUUUUAUAAGAAAGUCUUUGGGGGCAAACGUUCGGUGUGUAUUUUAGCCGCGGUGUGGAUGUUUGUGGCUCUUUUCGUCUCAAUCCCACCAUUAUUUGGGUGGGCUGAUUUUAAAUUCCAACCAGGCGUAUCCCUGUACAUGUGCAUUCUAGAUUUCAAGAGCUCUGCUGGUGACGUCACGUUUUUAUUUUUAGUCCUGUUCUUCUUUGUCAUUCUUUCCAUGACAAUCAUCAUGGCAUCUUACAUCCAAGUGUUUCGUGCCAUUCGACAGCAUAAGAAGACCGUACAGACUUCGCUGAACAUGCCGAAACGAUUUGGAACUGUUAGCGUAGAGGAAAUGAAGAUCACACGAACUCUCUUUAUUCUGGUGUUGGCGUUUGGGAUUUGCUGGAUUCCAGUUUACAGCGUGGUGUCUAUUAUCAGGACUGGCUUAGGAAGCACCAUGACCAACACAGGAUCUAUUGUAGCAACUUAUUUGAUAUUUUUAUCCUCAGCUAUCAAUCCAUAUGUGUAUGCCUUCAAUCACAGGACUUAUCGUGUUGAAUUUAAAAAGAUUCUUUCGUGUAAAAAGGACCAUAUUGUUGUUCCUGACAUUGGUAUUCCCCAAGGAGGGCCUAGUAAUCUUAGUAUCGGCCGAAGAAGAGUAAACUGUCAACCAGAGAACAGUGCGGUUGCUAGUGUUUUAGUACACCGUCAGCUUGCGUUUAGCGAAGUAAAGACUCGUGGGUUAGAGAGAGCGUUAGUUCAUUUAAAGAACCAGGGACAUCUUGCAGCAGUAGUGAAUAAUGAACCUGGGUGUGCUGGCUUGAAUCGUACGCCCUAGAUAACAAAAAUAAUAACAAGAGGUACUUGAAACGCAUAUUAGAAUCUCUACCGAUGUGGUUUACAAAAAUUGAAAUGGAAGGCAAGAAAUGAUAAAUGUAAAGACACCUUAAAAGUAACUGAACGGUGAUGGAAGAACAAGGAUCAAAGGAAUGAAUACAGUGGAACCUCUAUAAUACGAACACAAAAAGUGUCUAUAAUAUAAAGGUGUCCGUAAUAUAGAGGUGUCCGUAAUAUAGAGGUGUCCGUAAUAUAGAGG
Actinia tenebrosa (Australian red waratah sea anemone) is the source of this 2755-nucleotide messenger RNA. Its product is annotated as melanopsin-A-like. NCBI's taxonomy places the organism in Eukaryota, Metazoa, Cnidaria, Anthozoa, Actiniaria, Actiniidae. Gene Ontology annotation, molecular function: G protein-coupled receptor activity. The record is from RefSeq and is a predicted model, not a curated record. Gene Ontology annotation, biological process: G protein-coupled receptor signaling pathway. Gene Ontology annotation, cellular component: membrane.